Musca domestica (house fly) is the source of this 8816-nucleotide messenger RNA. RefSeq lists its product as uncharacterized. The transcript is spliced from 8 exons. Lineage: Eukaryota; Metazoa; Arthropoda; Insecta; Diptera; Muscidae. Gene Ontology annotation, molecular function: serine-type endopeptidase activity. Gene Ontology annotation, biological process: proteolysis. The record is from RefSeq and is a predicted model, not a curated record. Bases 1460 to 3937 code for a protein of 825 amino acids.
AACGGUGACGGUUGUUUACGAUCGCUGAACGCAAGAAUUCAUUUGACACGUUCGUCUAGCUAGCGUUACGGGCACCCUGUGGAAUAUUUGAGUUGAAAACUUAAAAUGAAUUAAAGUUUUGUACGAAAAAUUAAAACGUUUUAUUUUUAACAAUUUUUUGGUUUUUGGUAAAAAAUAGGAAAAUCAUAAAAUUCAAAGAAGCUUGACAUCUGAGGUGUCUUUGUGUCAUUUAGUCCGGCCGAGUGGUGUUUUAUGAUUUUUGUUAGACGGUUGGUGGCGGCUGGUUCUGUUUUACGCUUCAUCGAGCGCAUAUUAAAAGAAAAAAAAAACAACAAUAAAAUAGUUGUCGUUUUGGAAUCAUCUGCCGGCAUUUGAAAGAGGGGAGUAGAUGAAUGAAAAAAUGCCCACAAGAAUUAAGGAAAUUGAAAAUUGAAAUAUAAAAAAUAGUGCUAAAAAAUUUAUUGCGUUCGCUUUUGUUUUGUGCAAGCGUCAAAAAAAUAAUAAAAACAAAACACAAAACGAAAAAUAAGAGCAAUACUGAAAACCUAUAAAAAUUCAAAUUUUAUGCUCAUUCAGUGUUAAAAGUGAUGUAUUUGAAUACAAAUCAAAUUUAAAUUGCAAUCCGAAAAAUCGAAAAGAAAACAAAAAGGAAAUAUUUUGUCAGGUUAUUGGCCCACAUAGCCACCAGACAAUUUCCACGAAAAUCUGAAUCUAUAUUGAAAAAGAAAAAAAAAACAAUAAUUUCAGUAUUGAAAUCAGUUUCGUUUUUUUUUUCUCUAGUGUUGUGAAAUUUUCAAAUAGUUCUCUGGAAAAAAGUCAUCAUCGGCAUUGCCAGUGUCAGUGUUGUUCUAAGCGUAUCGUUCGUUGCAUGAGUGAUAUAUGACAGGUUAACGUCUCCACGUCUGACAUUUUGUCGACGACUAUUUGCCUGAACAUUGUUGUAUGUGACGUGUGUGCUGUGGUUGUUGUUGUGCAAAAAAAAAAAAAAAACGAAAAACUUCUUCAAUUAAUUCACUUGUGUCCGUUUUUCUGUUGCAACGUUCGUCAAUCAUCAUUGUUAGCCAGUCAGUCAAUUAGCAGCAACAGUUUAUCAGCAACAGUUUUAUGAGGUGCUCAAUGUUUUUGUAAUCGCAUCAGGAGCAAAUCAUAAAAAACAACAACAACAACAAAAAGAAGACAAUACUGUCAACAGUCCAGUGACAACUUGGAUAAUAUACAUAGAACUUCUGGCGACAGUGGGCACAAAUUCCGCCUUUUCGUCAUCAUAUCAAAUUCUCACGCUUCCUUGUUCUUGGUCUCCCGCCCCACUCCCAAUGGCUGAUGAAAAACAAAUCUGUGCUAAAAUAACUUUCAAUUCAAUUUGAUUGACGAUAAAUCGAUUGAUAAGGUUUCAGCUGAGCGCGCACACACACACACACACGGAAACCCCAAGAGACACUCACACACACAAAUCUAUAACAUGAGCUGGAAGUUCUUUUGGAAAUUGUUCGCUUUGAUGCAGAUUCUUUACUUGAGUGAGAGCAGUCAUGUUCAAUUGGUCGAACGACAGAAACCAGCAGCGGAAGUUACCGCUUCAAUGGGUCAUUUGCUGACAUCGCCAGCACCAGCACACCCUCUUAACCAGUCGAACUUGCAACAACAAUCGCCGGUCGAACAACAUAGGAGACACUACGAUGGACAGCGGCCCCACCGAAAUCGUUUCCAUCACUGGAACAAUGGACAAAGGGUCCAUCGGGUGUAUACCAAUGAAAAUCGUCGUCAUCACCAUCAUCCUCGCCGACAUCCGUAUCACCGAUGGACGCCACGACGGCGACCAUCACGUCACCAUCAUCACCACGAGCCGCACUACUUUUUUGGACAAUGGUCUCCGUGGUCCUCAUGUUCGCCCGAUUGCAUGAAGCGGCGGGAACGUCACUGUAAAAUCAAGCGGAAAUGUGGCCAUAGCAAACACAUCGAAGAACGUCAAUGUCGCCGAUGUCAUCCGGCGGCAACGGACGCUAGUAAAUGGUCAACAAGCACGUCAAGCAGUCUACCGCCGCAUGGUGUCCAGCCGAUACAACAGCAGCAACAGCAACAACAACAGCACACCAGCAACACAGUGCCAACAAUUGUAAUUAAUGCAGCAGCUGCCGCUGCCACAGCGCCCAUUGCAGCAAGUGUUGGCAGCCAGACGACGCAUCAGCCCACACUAUGGAGUGGUGGCACACCAACCGAGUCGUACAACCAACAUCCUGUAAUACAAAGUGAGGAACUUGUUGCCGAACAUGUAAGCAGCAGCACGAGUGGGGGUCGUCACGAAUAUUGGCGAGGAGGCGGGGAGGAAGUCGACGACGACGAUAGUGUUGAAUCAGAUUUUUAUGUUAUCAAAGCUAAAAGGAAACGUCCACCUCACCAUAGAUCACCACCAAAAGUCAGUUAUCCAGAUAUUCCAGUACAUCAUGAACUCAGUGAUUACUCGGAGGAACAAGCCGAAGAUGCUCUCAACGAGUUGGGUUCAGCCCAACCGCCCAGCGAGUAUCUGCAGACAUCGCCCACAAAUGUAAAGACAAUGCGCCAUCAUCCGAGACCGCGUAGACCACAAAGACAAAAUCCACGCCAUCACCGAAAAGGCAAAUCAAAUGGCUUCAAGACCUUCGAUGAUGGCUCCGAGGGUGAAGUAUUUCAAUAUGAGGAUUUCGACAUCGAUUUGAGUCAUGGCGACAAUCAAGAGAAUGGCGGUGAUAUGUCCUAUGAGGAGUUCAGUGAUUACAAUGAGUAUCGGAAUUUAACGGGUGCUCCGCCAGCCAAGGAAAGAGCCACCCCAGAGCAUUUGAUACCGAAACAUAGGAGGAUUUACUCCAAAUGGAGCCGGUGGACAAAGUGUACACCAAAGUGCACAACGCGGAGAUAUAAAAAAUGCCGUGUUCGUGAACAGUGUGGACGUGAAGUUCUGCGCGAAAUAGCCUAUUGCUAUACGGAGGGAAGUUUUUGCCAGCAAUGGUUAAAUGCCCAAGUUCAAAAACUACCCGCCUACGAAUUGAGACCAUCUGCUACACGUCGUCGUGAUGUGAGUGAUGAUGGUGCUAUUUCAAAUUCAAUUGUCAGCGACUUUAUUAUGAAUGGGAAAGGAUAUCGAGGACCUGAAUAUACUCCCAUGAAACUGAAGUGUGGUAUUGCUCCGAUUCGCAGUAAUAAACGUAAUAUGUAUAAUAUGUUGAAAAUUAUUGGCGGCAAGGCGGCACGAAAAGGUGAAUGGCCGUGGCAGGUGGCGAUUUUUAAUCGUUUUAAGGAAGCCUUUUGUGGUGGAACAUUGAUUGCCCCCCAAUGGGUCCUGACAGCCGCCCAUUGUGUACGCAAAGUCUUGUAUGUUCGCUUGGGUGAACAUAAUCUGGAUCAUGAGGAUGGCACAGAGAUGCAUUUGAAAGUUCUGAAAAGCUACAAACAUCCGAGUUUCGAUAAGAAAACUGUGGACAGUGAUGUUGCCCUACUGAAACUUCCCAAACCGGUAAAUACCACAACCUGGAUAGGCUUCUCCUGCCUACCCAAACCAUAUCAACCACUGCCGAAGAAUAUCGAGUGUACGGUCAUUGGUUGGGGUAAGCGUCGGAAUCGCGAUGUAGCCGGCACCAGUGUCCUGCAUCAGGCCGAAGUCCCCAUCAUCUCAAUGGAUAACUGCCGUUCGGUAUAUUACGAUUACACCAUUACGAAAAAUAUGUUUUGUGCCGGUCACAAACGGGGACGCAUCGAUACCUGCGCCGGCGAUUCGGGUGGUCCCCUGCUCUGUCGCGACAACACCAAACCCAACCAUCCUUGGACCAUAUUCGGUAUCACGUCAUUCGGCGAUGGCUGUGCCAAACGCAAUAAAUUUGGCAUCUACGCCAAGGUGCCCAACUACGUUGACUGGGUAUGGUCCGUAAUCAAUUGCAAUGGCAAUUGUAAAAUGCAUCAGCGUUUGUAGCGGCCAAUGGGGCGAGGGUAAUAAUGGCCAAAGCCAAACAUCAUCAACUCGAUUGUAAGUCCAUUGUAAUAAUGUAUUUAUGUAUGUAUCUGUGCGUAUGAGUAGAUUUAAGUAGCAGUCGAGGUAUUGUAAGCCAAUACAAAGUUAGAUUUAAUGAUUUAUGUUUUUUGAUAUUUUUUGUUGAUCCUUUUGUAAAAUAAGCCAAGAUUUUCGUUAUUAUUUUCCAAUAAGAAAAAUGAUGUGUAUUUUCUAUGAAAUUUGAUUUAUUUUUCGGCGACUAAAAUGAAAUCAGCCACUACUCAAAUAAUGUUGGUAAUUUUCAAAAAAAAAUGAAAAGAAAAAAAUUAUUAAAUGAUUUAUGACAGAGCUACUGUGGCACAGUGGGUGGUUAGAGUGCAAAAAAUAUACAUAAAUACAUUUCGUAUGACUUUCAUGUUCGAUUUUCCAUCUAAGAAAUAAAAAAUAACUCUCUGAGGUUUUCUAUGCAAAUAAAAACUUAUGUAUGUAUCGAAGAACUUUUCAGAGUUUUCUGAGGAUAGAUGACCUACCAGAGGUUUCCUUCGGCUAAAAAUCCAUAUUUCCAAGUCUUGCAUAGAAUGAAUAUCUUUCAGAGGUAUUUUAUGGAUAGAAUACCUAUUUUUACGUCUUUAUGGGUAGAAGCCCUUCCCGAGGUCUACUUUGAAUUUUUAAAGAUUUUUAUGUGAAGAAGACCUAUUGAAGGUCUACGCAUGACAAACGAUUUUCAUUUGAUUGAUGAUAUUCUAGAGAAGAUAGAGAUAUUCUACAAAUCGGCCUCUUGAAGACCCUCUGUGGUUAAAUGUAUUUGAAGGACAAAAAAGCCUUGUAUAAAGAUAUUCUGGAGAUCCAUUUAAUUACGAAGCCAUUUAAGGAAGAAUAGAGGUCAAAUGUAUGCCGAAAAAGUUGAAAAUUGAUUUUUAUAGAAAAAGACCUUAGAGGCUAUGGAUAUAUGUGUAGGUUGCAUUUUUUCUAUAGAAAAAAAUUUAAGAGACUGAGGCUUUGAACAGAAUGCAACCUCAGUUCACCAAGGCAAUUUUUUUAUAGAAAAAAAUCCAACAUCAUUCCAAUGAGGCUAGUUUUUUCUAUAGAAAAAAAUCCAACCUCAAUUCACCGAUGCGUUUUUUCUAUAAAAAAAAACCUACCUCAAUCCUAUGUGUUUUUCUAAAGAAAAAAAAAACGACCUCGUGCCUGAGGUGACGGAGGCGAGAUUUUCUAUAGAAAACUCUACCUCAGACUCUCACCUCAGUCACUGAUGUAGAUUUUUCUAUAGAAAAUCUUACCUCAGUCACAGAUGAAGAUUUUUCUAUAGAAAAUCUCACCUCAGUCACUGAUGUAGAUUUUUCUAUAGAAAAUCUCACCUCAGUCACUGAUGUAGAUUUUUCUAUAGAAAAUCUCACCUCAGUCACUGAUGUAGAUUUUUCUAUAGAAAAUCUCACCUCAGUCACAGAUGAAGAUUUUUCUAUAGAAAAUCUCACCUCAGUCACAGAUGAAGAUUUUUCUAUAGAAAGCCUCACCUCAGUCACUGAGAUAGAUUUAGAUUUUUCUAUAGAAAAUCUCACCCGAGUCACUGAGGUAGAUUUAGAUUUUUCUAUAGAAAAUCUCACCUCAGUCAAUUUAAAAAAAAAAUCACCCUAGGUCUUUGGACCAAAUCCCUUUCAGGACAUUUGGAGUCGAUCUAGCGAUGUCCGUCCGUCUGUCUGUCUAGCUGACUGGUGCGCACGAUAACUCUCGAAGGGAGUUAUUCGAUUUGAUCCAAACUUGGCACAUCGUAAUAUCAUUGUUAAACUUAUAUGAGUUCGGAUAUGAGCAAUAUCGGUCCACUCCUUUCGGUACCUCCCACACAAAAUGUUAGCAUUUUCUAAGAAAAUAAUUUACUGCACAGAAAGAGAAAGGAUAAUCCGAUUUUACUCUAACUUUGCGAAUCCAAAUAUUUGCAUCAGUGCUAGGUCAGGUGCAAAAAUGUAGGUUCACUCCAUCAAGUACCUUCCCCACAAAGGGUCAAAAUUUUAAAAAAUAAUAAUAAUUCUAAUAAAACGUGAUGUACGUGUCCGAUGGUCUUCAAAUUACACACAUCACAAUAUUUUUAUUAACCCAUGGUCUGGUGUGAAGAUGAAAUACAUUGGUUCACUCCUUCUGUUACCUCUCCCACAAAGGGUCGAAAUUUUGAAUAUCCAUGAAGCUGAUAAAACGCAAAAAUUGAUAUUCGAUUUCAUUCAGACUUCGUAAAUCUCGAUUUUUCCACCAACACAAUAGUUGUUAUACAUAAAGAUGGUAGAGAUCGGACCAUUUCUUCUGGUACCUCCCCCACAAAGGGUCGAAAUUUUGAAUAACCAAACCGAUCAUAAAAUCUGAAAUAAGCAUCUGGUUCCCUUAAAAUUACACGUAUCUCAAUAUUUUUAAUAACCAAAGGUAGAAUAUAUUGAUCCACUCCUUCUGGUACCUCCCCCAUAAAGUGUCAAAAUUUUGAGUAUCCAUGAAGCUCAUAAAAUGCGAAAUUUUCAUCCGAUUCCAUUCAGACUUGGUACAUCUCAAUAUUUCCAUCAAUAGAAGAUAUAUUAUAAAGAUGGUACAGAUCGGACGUUUUCUACAAAAGUCACCUCAGACACUGAGGUGUAUUUUUUUAAUAGAAAAAAAAACACCUCACAUACUGAGGUGUGAUAUUUUCCUACCGAAAAAAAAGUCACCUCAGUCAUUGAGAUAGAUCUUUCCAUAAAAAAAGUCACCUCAGUCAUUGAGGUGUGGUUUUUUUCUAUAGAAACAAGUUAAAAAGCAGUAAGUUCGGCCGGGCCGAACUUUGAGUACUAUCCACCAUUUGGAACGAAUUUGGAAAUAAAAUCCUGAAAAAAUUUUGGUAAAAUUUUAAAAAUACCGAAUAUUGCCGUUAUAUUGGUGCCUAUACCACGUGGACCCACACAGGCAUUAUUUGUCAUGAGUCAUUACCAAAUUCAAAUUCGGAACUUGAAAUAAACGCGAAUAAUGUAACUAAAAUCAUCAAAGUAUAGAAUAUAAGGAGGUACCGUUAUAUCGGAGCUGUGCGAAGACCUGAACCUGCGUAGACAAUUUUUUGUCAUAUUCUGUAGCAUCCAUUACGAACUUCAAAUACGACAUUUCAAACAAUUUCGGUGAGUAUUGUACCUAAACUCGUCAAAAUACCGAAUAUAGGGAGGUACUGGUACAUGGGGCCUAUACGAAGACCUGGUCCUGCAUAGACAAUUUUCUGUCACAGACUGGAGUUUCCAUUACGAACUCUAAAUGCGUAAUGUGAAAAAAUUUUGGUGAAUAAAGACGCUAAAAUCACCAAAAUACCGAAUAUAGGGAGGUACCGUUAUAUGGGGGCUAUACGAAGACGUGGACCUGAACAGACAAUUUUCUGUCCUAGGCUGUAGUAUCCAUUGCGAACUUCAAAUACCAAAUUUUGUACAAUUCCGAUUAAUAAUGUCGCUAAAAUCAUCAAAAUACCAAAUAUCGGGAGGUACAGUUAUAUGGGGGCUAUACGAAGACGUGGACCUGCACAGACAAUUUUCUGUCUUAGGCUGUAGUAUCCAUUUUGAACUUCAAAUACCAAAUUUGAAACAAUUCCGGUGAAUAAUGUCGCUAAAGUCAUCAAAAUACCGAAUAUCGGGAGGUACCGUUAUAUGGACCUACAUGACCCAUUUACGAACUUAACCUGCCUACUGUAAAAAUAAACCUGUGUGCAAAAUUUUAGCCUUGUAUCUCAAUUCGUUCGAAAGAUAGCGUGAUUACAACAGACAGACAGACGGACAGACAGACAGACAGACAGACAGACGGACAUCGCUAAAUCGACUUAGAAUUUUACGCUGAUCAAGAAAAUAUAUACUUGGAUGUGUCUGACACGAGUAUUUCGAGGAGGUACAAACGGAAUGACAAAGUUAAUAUACCCUCCAUAGUAUGGUGGAGGGUAUAAAAAGUCACCUCAGCCACCGUAGAAGAAUUUUCCUAUAGAAAAAAGUCACCUCAGACACUGAGGUGUAAUUUUUUUUGUCUAUAGAAACAAAUAAUUCUCUGUUACUGAGGAUCCUCAGAAACUUAGAAAGAAACCACUAGCUCGAUAUUUGAAAUAUUGAACCCACUGUGCCCUUGCUUCAUACAUUACUGACAGUGGCACCAAUAGUUUCCAUAUGUGCCUUUAUUUGUUGUUGCCAGCGUCAUCAUUGUCGAUCGUUCCAGUUUGAUAAAUUACUUUAUAUGCAUUUAAUCAUAAGUUAUAUUAUUACUCUUACCCCUGCCCCCAUUUAAGCCGCACUCCACGGUGGGUCUAUUGUUAAUUUUGUAAUGAAUUCUCUAUGGAUUAUGUACAAUAUACAUUUUUUUGUCGUUUGCUAAUCUUUUUUUAACAUUGAAUAUCAAUCUAUUUGAUUUUAAUGUGCAAUUUUGUACGCACACACACACACAGACGAAAUAUAGAUGCCUUCUAUGGAGCGUAAUUUUAUCGAUAUUUAAUAAUGCAAAUAAUUUAUACAAAAUUACAAAAAUAUUAUAUAUUUGUAAGAUAUUUUUUGUAAAAGAUUUAUUUAUUUUAAUUUAAAUGCUGAAGAGGCUGUGAAUAUGUUUGAUCAAAAUAUCAUUUAAAAGAUAUAUACUCGAAUUUUUUUUUUUUUAAUUUGCAAAAAAAAUAAAAUUAAAAUUUUGAAAAGAAAUGGUGAGUAGGGUGAUCGGUCAUAAACAAGCUAAUGGGAAUAUUUUCCGUAGAAUAGAUGGCAAAAGAUGACAGCGCUUGAUGUGUCACAUAGUCAAUGUGUCACCUUACUCAUUUGCUGUAAAGCCAUAAUAAAGUUGGGAAAUUUAUUUCAUUGGCGUAUAUCCCGGCGUUUAGCACUAUCGAUGGCCAACAACAAACAAA